This is a messenger RNA of Phaeodactylum tricornutum CCAP 1055/1, 1047 nucleotides long. RefSeq lists its product with no specific name. The transcript has a single exon. The coding region runs from base 1 to 1047 and encodes 348 amino acids. NCBI's taxonomy places the organism in Eukaryota, Bacillariophyta, Bacillariophyceae, Surirellales, Neidiaceae. The record is from RefSeq and is a predicted model, not a curated record. Gene Ontology annotation, molecular function: NAD binding; oxidoreductase activity, acting on the CH-OH group of donors, NAD or NADP as acceptor.
AUGUCGUCCACGACUACGACCCCCCGCACGCUCCAUCGCAAACCCAAGGUUGUCUUUCUGAACGCGGCUCGUCUCGACUACGAUCAGCAGCUCGACUGGUCGCGUUUGCGGAAUCUUUGCGACGAACUGACUCUCGGUGACCGGGACACCGUCACGGACGAGGCCGAGCUGCUACGCAUGGUCCAACAACAGGAUAUCGUCGUCGCCAAGGAAAUGCCCGUACCCGCCCACAUUCUGGCACAAUUCCCAAACACGGUCCGACUCAUUUGUGAAGCCGGGACGGGAUACAACAAUUGGCCCGUCGCCUUGGCCCGCAAAAGCCGGGACCUGCCCGUAUGCAACCUUCCCACCUACAGCACCGAAGCCGUCGCGCACAUGGCCGUCACCUACAUUAUGAACUUUUCCGUCAGCAUGUUCCGACAACAAGAAAUGCUCCGACAAGGGGACCGCCGGAACUUUACCGGACCCUUCACGCUACCGCUGCGGGAACUCAACGGCAGUACGGUGGGCUUGGUUAGUGGAGCCGGACGUAUCGGCACGCGAGUCGCCCACGUCUGUCUCGCGCUCGGAAUGAAGGUUUACGUUUCUAGUCGGGCAGGACAGUUCGCUCCUGAUCACACUCUGUACGGACACCCCGACGUCGUGUGUACCAGCGACGUCGACGAGGUCUUGCGAGUGGCCGAUUACGUUUCCAUCCAUACUCCUUUAAACGAACAAACGCGAGGCAGCUUUGGAAAGGCGCAGAUUGAGCGAAUGAAACCCACCGCCUUUUUAAUCAACACCGCACGGGGGGCCGUCUGUGCCGAAGACGAACUCGUUGCGUGUUUGCGAGACAACGUCAUUGCCGGGGCCGGACUGGACGUGACCGCGACGGAACCGCCGGCCAUGGACAGUCCGUUGUGGGACUUGCCCAACUGCUGGCUCUCUCCGCAUACCGGAUGGCGGCGACUGGAAACAAGACAACGACUCGUGGAUAUGACGGCCGACAAUAUUGAAGCCUUUGUCAAUGCCAACAGUCCGAAAGAUUACAUCAAUGUGGUGAACUGA